This is a messenger RNA of Mastomys coucha (southern multimammate mouse), 3127 nucleotides long. It is a transcript of the gene Adgrg3, whose product is annotated as adhesion G protein-coupled receptor G3. Lineage: Eukaryota; Metazoa; Chordata; Mammalia; Rodentia; Muridae. The transcript has 12 exons. Gene Ontology annotation, biological process: adenylate cyclase-activating G protein-coupled receptor signaling pathway; cell surface receptor signaling pathway. Bases 50 to 1678 code for a protein of 542 amino acids. Gene Ontology annotation, cellular component: membrane. Gene Ontology annotation, molecular function: G protein-coupled receptor activity. The record is from RefSeq and is a predicted model, not a curated record.
GAGCUUGGGACCGAGGGACCACACAGCCAUAGGACUCCGCUGAGCACCAAUGGCCACAGCCAGGAGCCUGGGCCUCCUGUUCUUUCUGCUGCUGACUUCAGAGGAGAAGACCACCGAAGAGCCAAGGAACAUCUGCCGCCGGGUCAAGGAGGACCAUGAGUAUGAGGUCUUCGACUUGAAUGACAUUGCUAGGUGCUUCACCAAGUGCGGGCAAUCAGAGAACAGCGCCUGUGACUUAGGGAAGUUGCAGAGAUACUGGUUGAACUAUGAGUCCUACCUGCUGGAGAAUUCCAUGGAGACUGUGGACAUGCCUUUUGUUAAGGCAUUGAUCCAGAACAUCAGCACGGAUGUCUCAGAAGACCUGCUGUACUCUCUGAUGCCCUCCCAGAUCCCGAGGCAGGUGAUGCAGAAUGAGGAACAGCCUGCUGACAGAGUCCGACUUCCCAAGAGCCUGUUUGGAGCCCUGCCUGGCAACAGGUCUGCAGUCCGGUUGGCCAUAACUGUUCUAGACAUUGGUGCAGGAAAUGUCUUUAAGGGCCCCAAGCUCCUUGAGGACAAGGGCAGCAGUGUGCUGAACAACCGCAUGGUGGGCUUGAGUGUGGGCCAGAUGCACACCACAGGGCUGUCGGAACCUGUAGAGAUCACCUUCUCCCACCAGCGUCAAUCACCUAAUGUGAUCCUCACCUGUGUAUUCUGGGAUAUGGCUAAAGGAGACUGGGACUCCCAAGGCUGCUCCACAGAGCUCGGGGAUGGGAGAACUGUCUGCCGUUGUGACCACUUGACCUUCUUCGCCUUGCUGCUGAGGCCGAUCUUGGACCUGGCCACGGCACAGACUCUCACUCGCAUCUCCCAGGCGGGCAGUGCCGUCUCCAUGAUCUUCCUGGCCUUCACCAUGGUUCUCUACGUUGCGUUCAGGUUCUCUCUACAAAGGUUCAAGGCUGAAGAUGCCCCUAAGAUCCACAUGGCUCUGAGCAUCAGCCUGUUUCUCCUGAAUCUUACCUUCUUGAUCAAUGUGGGGAGCAGCUCUCAAGGCCCCCCAGCCUCCUGCUGGGUCCGAGCUGCCAUUUUCCACUACUUCCUGCUCUGCGUCUUCACCUGGAUGGGCCUGGAGGCUUUCCACCUCUACCUGCUGGUCAUUAGGGUCUUCAAUACCUACUUUGGACACUAUUUCCUGAAGCUGAGCCUGCUGGGCUGGGGCCUUCCUGUUCUUGUAGUUAUUGGUGCUGGAAGUAGUAACAGUUAUGGUGUUUACAGCAUCCGCAACCAGGAGAACCGCACUUCGCUGGAGUUGUGCUGGUUCCAGAAAGAGCCUGCCCUUUAUGUUACUGUCCACGGCUACUUCCUUGUUACCUUCCUCUUCGGCGCUGUGGUGCUGGCUUUGGUGGCCUGGAAGAUCUUCACUCUACCCAGUGUCACAGCGGGCAAAGGACAGGGGCCAACCUGGAAGUCAGUCCUAACUGUGCUGGGCCUCUCCAGCCUGGUGGGUAUGACCUGGGGGCUGGCUGUUCUCACCCCCCUUGGCUUGUCCACCGUCUACAUCUUCACCCUCUUAAACUCUCUGCAAGGACUCUUCAUCUUCUGCUGGUUCAUCAUUCUCUACUUCCCAACUCAGAGCACCACAGCCUCCUCCUCUGGCACUGCCCGCAUGGACCAGGCCCACUUUGUGUCCCAGGAGUAGUCUAUAGGUGACUGCAGUUGCCUCUCACCUCUGGCUGGUUUGUGUGACUUGAACAGCUACCUACUUCCUUCUGGACUCCAUUGCCUUCUCUGUACAUGGUGUCUAAGGAGGGAGAGGAUGGGGACCAAGCUGGGCCAUGUGGCUUCAAAGUUCCCAUUCAGGAGGCUGGAGACAUGACUUGUAGAAGAUACUGGUUCAGUUCCCAGCACCCACAUGGCAUCUCUCAGCUGUCUGUGAUUCUGGUUCUAGGAGAUCUGACACUCUCUCUCCUCUAGCCUCUGAAGGGCACCAGGCAUGAGGUGCUGCAUAUAUACAUGUGCAGGCAAAAACACUCAUACAUAUAAAAAGAAAUUAAAAAAAUAUUCUAAAAGCUCCCAUUCAGAUGUGUUCAUGGGUCCAAAAAACCACAAAUGCAGAUCUGCAGGACUCAAAGGUCCCUAUAAAGCCUUGGAGCCCCUGCCAACAGUGUUAUCUUUACGCCUGUUGCUAUGAUGACAGAUCUCUAGACCUAAGCAGCUGUUUUCACAGGACCACCUCUAAUUUCACCAGGAGCCUGAGUCAAAGAGGGUAGAGUUGGUGAGACCCGUUAAAGAAAGUCCAAGCUUUCCCUCUUCCCCUGUCACUCCUCUGAGGAACACUCGGGAGGCCAUUGCUCUGUAUGUACUAAGGGAGCGGAGGAUAGUGGUAGAGGCAGGCAGAUUUCUGAGUUCCAGGCCAGCCUGGUCUACAGAGUGAGUUCCAGGUCAGCCAGGGCUACACAGAGAAACCAUGUCUCAAAAAACAAAAAAACAAAACAAAACAAACAAACAUAAAAGAACUCCUUUGACUUUCUUGCUGGGCAAUGGGUGGCGCACGCCUUUAAUCCUAACACUUGGGAGGCAGAGGCAGGUGGAUUUCUGCGUUCAAGACCAGCCUGGUCUACAGAGUGAGUUCUAGGACAGCCAGGACUACACAGAGAAACCCUGUCUCGAAAAAAAUAAAAAACAAAAACCAACCAAUCAACAACAACAAAAAAAAGGGAGUAGAGGAUAGUUUUGUUUAGGGCUAUGAUCAUCUUUGCUGCCCAGUCGGCUCGUCCUCAUUGCUUACUGCGCCAAUGAGGGUUGAGGUCCUUCUCGGUGCCCAGGACACUUGUAGAAAAUGUCACUGAGCAAGGAAGCUUCCAGCAACAUCCCCCACCACUUGUCCUACUUGGCUGCCAGGCGUGUGGUGCAAUUCUGAUCUGCUGUCAUUGUCGGGGCAGAGGUAGAGAUCCAGAGCUCGAGGCAUGCCUGCUCCAUCUAUCUACGGCUGAGGGGGAAAGGAGAGAAUAGGCAGCUCUUCCCCACCAUGUCUGUACUCUGGACAGCCUUACCAACCAUUUCAACCCAGCCUGAACAUCAGGCCUGGCCAUGCCAAGCUAAUAACUGUCACACAUUUAAAUAAACACAUAAUUGUUGGCUGAGCAAA